AUGUCGUAUAACAUCGAAACUCAACACAACGGCACCGAACAUCUCGCCAUCAACAACACUUUUGUUCGCCGGUUCUUGACACGACUAGCGUUGCAUCCUACGGCGAAGUUCUAUUCACGGGAUGGACUCUGCGUCCCAAUCUCGAAACACAAAAUUGUGAAGACGGGCCGUCGAGUCCACCUGACGGAAGGUGUCGCAAUCAAAUACCUAGCUGGAAACACUGCCAUUCCCGUCCCAAAGGUCCAUUGCUCCUUUUUGCACAAGAACAGAGCGUACAUUGUUAUGGAGAGGAUCCAAGGCGAGGAACUGUCAAAAGCGUGGAACAGCAUGUCUAAAGAAUCAGUCGAGGGUGUUUUCGCGCAGUUGAGAAAGAUCUUCCAAGAGUUACGCGCCCUAACACCUCCAGGCACGGGUGUGGAAAGCUAUAUUAAAGGCUCCUUAUAUGACUCUCGCAACCGCGUGGAAAUCCACGUUUUGGUCCUUUUUACUCACGGUGAUCUAAAUCCGAUCAAUGUUCUCGUUUGUGGGGGCAAUGUGGUGGGAAUCAUUGGUUGGGAGUUCUCCAGAUGGUAUCCGCAUUAUUGGGAUUAUACAUCGGCCUGGUUUGGCAAUGUUACGAGAACGGAAUGGCAAGGCAUGCUUGACAAGGUUCUCGACCGACCGCGUCCUGAGGAACUCAGGAUGGAGGAAGUUCGCAAUAAAUGGUGGGACGAAUGAUCGCUCAUUGAAUGGCGCUUGAUGUGCGGUUACUUUAAGAGGGUGUUCGCACUACUC
This is a messenger RNA of Lindgomyces ingoldianus, 774 nucleotides long. Its product is annotated as kinase-like protein. Bases 1 to 717 code for a protein of 238 amino acids. The record is from RefSeq and is a predicted model, not a curated record. NCBI's taxonomy places the organism in Eukaryota, Fungi, Ascomycota, Dothideomycetes, Pleosporales, Lindgomycetaceae. The transcript is spliced from 3 exons.